AUGCCUAAUCAGUUCAAUCUAAUAAUAGCUGUCUACACUAAUACAGCUUAUAUCGUAAACGCAUCAAGUGAAGCGCUUUUUACGACAUCAAACUUCGGUGCCUAUAUAGCCGGAGCUGGCAAACCGAAUAGUCCUUGCACAGGCGGAGUGAUCUCCCAAGUUUUAUCUUCGACGGAUCUUCAACAGUUUCUUGACCCAACUGCAGUCAACUAUAACGUUACUCUACCGUAUUCGUCAUGCUCCGACUGUGUACAAACCUGCAACCAAACUAAACCUCAAGUUCCAUUAGACACUUGGUGCCUUGUUGUGAGCAAUCCAAAUAAAGUAAACGGUAUCUAUGCCAGCGUCAAAAUUGAAUCUUCAGCACCGGCCACAACUACAACCUCGAGCCCGACAAGUACUCAUAAUGCUGGAUUACGCUUAUCGUCACAAUUUCAGAUUCCUUUUCUGCAGAUAACUACAGUAGAUGCUCAAUCACUAUCGGGAAACAUCUUCUUGAGCCCUGUACAGGCAUGGUAUACGUGUAAUCAAGCUAGUUAUCUUACUUUUAUUGUAAACGCAACAAACCAGCCGCUCACUACGACGGCAAACUUUGGUACUAUUGCAAAUAGAGCUACCUUUCCAUUAUAUCAAGUAGCCUGCCCAACCGGAGCGCUGAUUGCGCAAGUUUUAUCUCCGUCGGAUCUUCAAGUUUCCUUAAUCCAAAUUCAACCAGACAUAACGAUACUAUACCGUCUAUGUCAUGUCUGCGACUUGACUCAUCCCACCACUCCACCUCCGUUAGGUAAUUGGUGUCUUGUUGUGAGCAAUGGUAAUUAUGUGGACAGCGUCUAUGCCAGCAUCCAAAUCGGGCUUUCUGGGCCCAUUGAGCCCACUACAACUUCGACAACAACAAGCACAAUCUCAAGUAGUACUUCUGCUACGUCCACUCCUAAUACUAUAACUACGGUUGUGGUCAAUGUCCCAAUUUCAUGUAGAUAG
Messenger RNA from Paraglomus occultum, 981 nucleotides. Lineage: Eukaryota; Fungi; Glomeromycota; Glomeromycetes; Paraglomerales; Paraglomeraceae. The record is from the annotation of a GenBank genome assembly.